Drechmeria coniospora is the source of this 189-nucleotide messenger RNA. RefSeq lists its product as uncharacterized. Bases 1 to 189 code for a protein of 62 amino acids. Lineage: Eukaryota; Fungi; Ascomycota; Sordariomycetes; Hypocreales; Ophiocordycipitaceae. The transcript has 2 exons. The record is from RefSeq and is a predicted model, not a curated record.
AUGAUUGCGGAGGAGGAGGAGGAGGAGGAGGAGGAGGAGGAGGACGAAGAGGAGGAGGAAGACGAAGAGGAGGAGGAAGACGAAGAGGAGGAGGAAGACGAAGAGGAGGAGGAAGACGAAGAGGAGGAGGAAGACGAAGAGGAGGAGGAAGACGAAGAGGAGGAGGAGAGGGCGGCGGUGGAGGCGUAG